AUGAAGGCUUGGAAAGGAGUCCUUACUCGCAACAAAGGUGACGCUCCAGAUGGUACCGGCAAUGGUUUCGAACAGCAACAGCAACAGCAACAGCAACCACAGCAAUAUGCAAAUGUCACGCCACCAGCACCUCCUACUCCGAGUAUCCAGAUUCAUGAUACAAGCAAUGUUACUAUGACGCACGAUAACAUGGAUCCUAACAAGCGAGCAGGAGCGACAUCAGUGUCAUUCAUGCAGCCUCCCCCAAACAACAAUAAUGCUGUCAAGCAACCUGGUGGCGAACGAGAUAUUCCUAAAACAGGAGCACUGGCUCGAAUGAAAAAUGCGCCCAAGGAUCAGAUCCCUACCAUCAAAGCUCCUCGUCGCCAAAAGUCAUCUCGCUUUUACGUCAAAGAAAAGGUUCAAGUACACAAGACACCUGGAUUUCAUGAGGUACCGCCUCAUUUACGUCAAGAUCUCUUUAUCCAAAAGAUACGCCAAUGCAAUGUCGUCUUUGAUUUCAGUGAUGCAGCUGCUGAGUUGAGGGAAAAGGAAAUCAAGCGACAAACCCUGCAGGAAAUCCUCGAGCACAUCAACCUGAAUCGUAAUGUGUUGACAGAACCGAUUUAUCCUGAAAUUGUUCGCAUGUUUUCGACCAACUUGUUUCGUACGAUCCCACCCCAAGUGAACCCCGUGGGCGAUGCGUAUGACCCCGAAGAAGAUGAACCUGUUCUUGAACUUGCAUGGCCGCACUUGCAGAUCGUAUACGAGUUCUUUUUGCGUUUUCUCGAAUCACCCGAAUUCAACAUUGCUUAUGCUAAGAAGCAUAUUGAUCAAAAGUUUAUCUUGCAGCUAUUGGAGUUAUUCGACAGCGAGGAUCCUCGAGAACGUGAUUUCUUAAAGACGACGCUCCAUCGCAUAUAUGGAAAAUUCCUCAACCUUCGUGCCUUUAUCCGACGAUCCAUCAACAACAUCUUUUUCCAAUUCAUCUAUGAAACAGAACGACACAAUGGCGUAGCAGAAUUGCUGGAGAUAUUGGGUAGCAUCAUCAAUGGCUUUGCCCUCCCGCUCAAAGAAGAACACAAGACCUUUUUGAUCCGCGUCCUUAUCCCACUCCACAAAGUGCGUUCUCUUGCCUUGUAUCAUCCACAACUCGCCUAUUGUGUCGUACAGUUUCUUGAGAAGGAUCCAGCUCUUACAAGCGAGGUGGUGAUGGGAUUAUUGCGUUACUGGCCCAAGGUCAAUAGCCCUAAGGAAGUCAUGUUCUUGAAUGAGCUCGAAGAAAUCUUGGAUAUCGUUGACGCUUACGACUUUCAACGUAUCAUGGUCCCCGCUUUCACCAAAUUGACACAAUGCAUCGCAAGCACGCAUUUCCAAGUAGCAGAACGAGCACUCUAUUUUUGGAGCAAUGAUUACAUUGUAAGCUUGAUGGCUGCCAACAUGGAUACCAUUAUGCCCAUUGUGUUUCCUGCUUUAUACAAGACUUCUAAAUCUCAUUGGAACAAGACAAUCCUUAAUCAGGUUUACACUGCAUUUAAGCUCUGUAUGGAAAUCAAUCCUGCUUUAUUCGAUGAAUGUGCCAACCAAUUCAAGCAUCAAAGACAAAUGGAGCGAAAGCGACAAAAGCAAAGUGAGGAAAAUUGGAAGACGCUGCAUGCCAAAGUUAUAGCAAUCUCCAACAACCAAGAUACCACCGAACCUGCUGUACCAUCAACAACUACUCCUUUUACAUUCCCAGCUCCAUCUGCUUGCAAUUCGAUGGUGCUCGAAGGAGAAGACGAAGAUGAUGACAUCUUGACUGAUGAAACAGAUGCUGAUGAUUCUGAUAAUGCUGGCGAGCAUACGGAUGGAAUUCGUCCUGACAUGCAACAAUUCGAUACCGCACCUGUGCAAUACCAACAAUUUAGACGUAAAUCUAUUAUACCCGUGGAUGAGACUGUUUUCAAUGAGCUUUCCCGUCACGUCAGUCUAGACGAAGUCCUAAAUCAAGCCCCAGGCACAGCAAGCAAUGGGUCCAACAGCGAUAUGCAUGUGGAUCAAUGA
This is a messenger RNA of Lichtheimia ornata, 2022 nucleotides long. RefSeq lists its product as uncharacterized. Gene Ontology annotation, biological process: signal transduction. The coding region runs from base 1 to 2022 and encodes 673 amino acids. The transcript has 11 exons. Gene Ontology annotation, cellular component: protein phosphatase type 2A complex. The record is from RefSeq and is a predicted model, not a curated record. Gene Ontology annotation, molecular function: protein phosphatase regulator activity. NCBI's taxonomy places the organism in Eukaryota, Fungi, Mucoromycota, Mucoromycetes, Mucorales, Lichtheimiaceae.